GCACAUGCCAUCUUCACCUUCAACAAGAGAGAAGGAGCCAACCAUGCAAUCAAAUUUGGGCUGUUAGUAGACAGCAAGAAGGUCUAUGGAAGGAAGCUAAUCCAGGAGCCAACCAGAUGCUUAAAGUGUCACUCAUUUGACAGUGCACAUGUUGCAGCUAACUGCCCUCAGGAACAGGACACCUGUGGAACUUGCAGUGGCCUGCACAGAACAGCCACAUGCAAGGUAACAGACCAAAACUGCUACUGGUGCAAGAACUGUAACGUUGAAGGCCACGUAGCCUGGAACCAGGAAUGCCCCACUGUCAUA
Messenger RNA from Suillus subaureus, 309 nucleotides. RefSeq lists its product as uncharacterized. The annotation marks the transcript as partial. The transcript has a single exon. The record is from RefSeq and is a predicted model, not a curated record. NCBI's taxonomy places the organism in Eukaryota, Fungi, Basidiomycota, Agaricomycetes, Boletales, Suillaceae.